AUGGGCCGGCCGGACCUCAAGGGGGAAGAACACGUGCAUAUCCACGUGCCUGGGACGCUCGGGGUCUUGGCUCGGCCCAACGCUACCCUGGCGGAGAUCUGGGAGGCUCGGCCGGACCUGCUAGGCUCGGGGCGGCGGUACUUUCUGACCACGCGGCUGCGGGGGGAGUUGGGGGGGGCCAAGGGGGGCGCGGGGGGGCGCGGAGGCGGAGGGGGGGGCGUGGAGCGCGCGAGUGCCAAGGUGGAGGUGCUGUUUCAGGGAGGGGACAGGCUGAGAGCGGGGUCGAGAUACCGCGCGCACUGCUGGCUGGGUGAGUCUGAUGUAGGAUGCUAA
Closterium sp. Yama58-4 is the source of this 333-nucleotide messenger RNA. Lineage: Eukaryota; Viridiplantae; Streptophyta; Zygnematophyceae; Desmidiales; Closteriaceae. The record is from the annotation of a GenBank genome assembly.